Recurvomyces mirabilis is the source of this 300-nucleotide messenger RNA. RefSeq lists its product as uncharacterized. The coding region runs from base 1 to 300 and encodes 99 amino acids. The record is from RefSeq and is a predicted model, not a curated record. NCBI's taxonomy places the organism in Eukaryota, Fungi, Ascomycota, Dothideomycetes, Mycosphaerellales, Teratosphaeriaceae. Gene Ontology annotation, molecular function: oxidoreductase activity. The transcript is spliced from 2 exons.
AUGGCCACAACGACCGUCCUCUACCCCGAAGGAACAAAAUUCAACAUGGAGUACUACAUGUCCUCCCACAUGCCAUUUGUCGGCAAGAAGCUCGGCCCUCACGGCCUCAAGAGCUGGAAAGUCCUCGAGUUUCCGGCCGGCUCGCCUUUCUGUGUGCAGGCAACUCUCGAGUGGGAGAGCCAGCAGAAGUUUGAGACCGCUGGUGCUUCGCCUGAGAUGAAGGAGGUUUUGGAUGAUGUGCCCAACUUCGCGGACAAGCAGCCUACCCUUAUGCCAGGUACCAUCAAGGGGACGAGCUAG